Schistosoma bovis is the source of this 2682-nucleotide messenger RNA. Lineage: Eukaryota; Metazoa; Platyhelminthes; Trematoda; Strigeidida; Schistosomatidae. The record is from the annotation of a GenBank genome assembly.
CUAUUGUUGGUCACCGGCUACCAUAGGACAGUAUCUCCUAACGUUGCUCCACUGCUUUGUGGGUUACACCUUAAGGACAAAGGGUCGGGACGUGGCCCCUUUAGAAACCACCCGCUUCGGUUGGGGCACUCGGGUAGUAUCCUAGUCCACGCAAACCAGUGAUAAUUACUACUGGGAAAAUUACUUUUACUUCAACGCUCAUUCAGACCAAUCAUUCUAUAAAAUUCGCUUCCAUUUCUUUUAUACUACGCCAAUUAUGUAUUCCCCUUUAUCCUCAUUUUCCGUGUAUCACUUUUCAACUUAUACAGUAGCUCACCUAUGGUUGAAACCCUGUCCUCUCUAAGCGAUCUCAAGUCACUGACUGGUCGAAAAUUAAAUGCUACCAAUAAAUACGAAUUAUGAACCAGUCUUUCUGAAACCAAAUGUGCAUCUGUCUGGAUUUGCUGACGUUAGUGUCACACUAAGCGAUGGAACUGAAGCAGCACUAAUCAACUGGAUCCCCACUAACAGUCGACUAUGUAAUUUCAGACUAGAAAGCUCCAUCAAAUUGAGAAGAAAUCGGUGUGAUGAAGGAUAUCCUGCUGUCAUCUCUACCUAAGCUCUAAUUGAUUACAGUCCGAAUGGGAUCAAGCUCUUUUGCCACCAGUUAACUGUUCUACAAAAAGUGCGUUCGAUAGAUAUUGCAGUACUAGCCGGAGACUUGAAUGCUCAGACGAGAGUCGUUUAUGUGGCUGAUGGGAAUUUUUGGUCAUAGGUUAGAUAACGGGGACUGUCCACUGCAACUUUGCGCAAACUAAAACCCGUUUCCGGCUAACAUUAACUAUCGGUACAGCUAUUGCCGAUGUUUUUCCUGGUACUCUCUCUCUCUCUGCAUCUCAAGCUUCAACUCAAAAUAAACGUUGCGAUCAGCUACCGCUGGCAUGGUUGUGUACAAAAAUGCCUCUCUUUUCGGAGUAAUUAUCUGAACUUUGAUCAUGUCCUUGCCUGCACUAAUCUUAUGUCGCGUUUUAGUAGCCAACAAAUUCAUCGCUGUAAACAGAUCGAUGUCAGCAAAUUGGUUGCAGCAUCCGUUGAAACUAAAUAUCAAACCGAGCUAGGUUAAAGGCUAGUUAUCCACCCACCAAGAGAUAAUGAUGGACAUUGGCUUCGAUUGCAUGGUUCCACGGAGAUGGUUAGUAAUCUUUCUUGCGACUUUGCAAGAAUGGGUUUACGUCACCUAUGCAACAACUCAGCGAUAUUUCAAUUAGUGUCACUAUCUUGAAGCAUGGACUUUGGUGGCUUCCAUUGUUCGUUCAUUAAUCCCUGGUUGGUCUCAUAGAGAUGACGCAACACCUGCUUGGGACAUUAUUAGAUAUGGUUUGAAAUGGAAGCCAGUGGCAAUCUUGCUGUAAUCUUCUUUGUACGAGCGAGAGGAGCUUUAACUGAAAGAAUCCUUUCUGAUUGUAUUUUUCUUAACUGAACUUCUUCUCCCAUUAUUAGUAUUUUGGUGAUUAUUGUUGUUCCACUCUCAUACACUAAUUUCUAUCCAUCUUUGUUCUUUUUUUAUUAUACUAACCCUCCAUUCUUUAUUUCUUCAUAACCGCAUUUUUAUUGUGUCGCGCAUAUAUAUAUAUAUAUAUAUAUUGGUACCCCUUCAUACCAAUUUUUUGUAUAAAUAAGUAAAGAGUGCAUCGUGAUGUCUUCUGGUAAUUAUGCUGCUCCUCUCCAUAAAUUAGAAUUAAUAACCCCUAUAGUUUCUCACGUGGCCCAGACAACCAAUUAUUUAGUAAGUCCCAGACAAAAGAAGAAAUUUUCAAGUCUCAAAUAUCUCGAAAUUUAUUCGUUCUACUGAAAAUCUUUUACUGUGUAUUCGAUUUUUAGACUACUGUUAUGAAGAAAGCUCCGUACGACAAAAAUGCUCCAAGGCGACCUCUUUCAGCAUUUAUGUUGUUCAUGAAAAAGCGCAGACAAGAAUCAGAAUAUAUUGCUUCGCAGUCAUUUUCAGAUAGAAAUCGUAUUAUUGCUACUGAAUGGGCUGCUCUAUCUGCUGAAGAGAAACAAGUAUAUACUGACCAAGCUGCCGAAGAUCGUGAGUUAUACAAAAAAUUGUUUGCUGAAUACAAAACUACUGAUAAUUACAAGAAAUGGUUAGCUUCCAAUGAAACGGUCAAUGCGAACGGGCCCAAAGCUGGAUGUAAACGACCAGUAAAACAAAUAUCACAUACUAAAAACAAUGACAUAGAAGCAGAUUGCAAAAUUUCAAUAUUUACUCAUGAAUUUCUGGAAUACAACAGACUUCGUGAAGUUAUCUUGCGUCAAUUGAAGAAACACGUAUCACAACUUGAAGAAGAAACCGCUCUACUAAGUAAACAUGUGGAAAAUCUUGUAAAUGCUGAAAAUCGGACAAAAAAUCAAAUUAAUACAACGAAGGAAUUACUAACCAAUGAAGAAAAUUUAUUGAAACAGCUAUGUAAAGAGUUAACAGUUGCUUUAAGCGAUGUCACUUUAUCCAAUAAUACAUCUGAUAUAAGUUUAAAAGGAAUUGAACGUAUUACAGAAACUAGUGUGGAAUCUUUUCUUUCAAAAUUAGAAUCAUUAAAAAAUUCUUCAUCUUAUAUAGAAUUAUCAUCAAAAAUUAUACAAUCUAUUCGUUUAGCUUGUCAAAAGAAAAUAAUUAAAUUAUUAAUUUAUGAAAUAAAUUAA